UGUGGAGAUGUUCUCCUUUUUUUUUUCUUUUUUUUUUUUGGGGUAUUUUAGAUUCGAAUUGAAUAGGGUAGGCUAGGGGUUCUUGCUGUUAAUUAGUUAUGGCAUCUUCCCACGGGACCACGGUAAACCGCUUGGGAUCUGUCGUGGGGGAUGAAUCCGAUGUGCAAGCAGGACUCGUUUGCUGUCCUUUCAUGAGCGGUUCGGGUCCUGGAAAGCUCAACGCGGACUCGAGUGCACGGAAGGAGGAGGUCCGCGGAGUGAUCAUGCUGCAGCAGCAGCAGCAGCGGGUUCCUGCUGCCGCCCACGAUCCCAGCGUCCAUGGCGCUCUCUAUGAUCCCCGCGGGUGGGAGUGGAGUGAUGAGGAAGGUCCGCAGGAGGUAGAUCUGUCGCGCAAGCAGCAGCGGGUUCCCGGUGUCUUCGCUAAGGAUCCCGGCGCUCUUCGUGACACUGUCUAUGGUCCCGAUCCCGAUGGGUACACGCGGAGCGAUGAGGAAGGUCCGCAGGAGGGAGGAGAUCCGUCGCGCAAGCAGCAGCAGCAGGUUCCGGGUGUCUUCGGCAAGGAUCCCGGCGCUCUUCGUGACACUGUCGAUGGUCCCGAUCCCGAUGGGUGCACGUGGAGCGAUGAGGAAGGCCCGCAGGAGGGAGGUCCGUCGCGCAAGCAGCAGCAGCAGCAGGUUCCGGGUGUCUUCGCCAAGGAUCCCGGCGCUCUUCGUGACACUGUCUAUGGUCCCGAUCCCGAUGGGUGCACGUGGAGCGAUGAGGAAGGUCCGCAGGAGGGAGGUCCGUCGCGCAAGCAGCAGCAGCAGGUUCCGGGUGUCUUCGCCAAGGAUCCCGGCGCUCUUCGUGACACUGUCUAUGGUCCCGAUCCUGAUGGGUGCACGUGGAGUGAUGAGGAAGGACCGCAGGGGGGGCAGACAGAUCUGUCCCACAAGCGCCGUACUUGGAAAUUUUUGAUGGAGGGGCAGACAGAACCUCCUCCUCCCAAACCAAGGGGGGAAGAAAGUCUGCGGCCGAUCUCUGACCACCAGGCCUGGCGCGAGUACGAGACCGUCUUCACCAAUGCCAAAGCAGGAAUGGAUGGGGUAGAUAAGCAAAAGCUGCAGCAAGUGGUCUAUGAGAUGAGCAAAGGAUCUCGAUUCUUCGUCAAUGAGCAGCGAAAGGAGGCAACGAUUCUGCAGCGAAUUGAAGGGAUGAAAGAACGAGCGGCUGAGAUCUCGCCGGAGGCCAGGGGCAAGUUUCAGGCGAUGGCGGAUCGACGGUUGCUGGAGCUGGAGGCGUCACGUGACCUGUCACGUGUCUGGAUGCACGUGGACAUGGACGCUUUCUACGCUGCAGUGGAAGCCCUUGAUGACCCGUCCCUGCGGACUAAACCCAUGGCAGUUGGCGGCACGUCAAUGAUCUGCACUGCAAAUUACGAGGCCCGCAAGUAUGGCGUCCGUGCAGCCAUGCCUGGCUUCAUUGCGCGCAAAUUGUGCCCCCAUUUGGUGUUUGUAAAGCCGGAUUUUGACAAGUACACUCGCAUGAGUGAGCUUACACGUCAAGUGUUCAGGGGGUACGACCAACACUUCCUGCCUCGAAGCCUCGAUGAGGCGUACUUGGAUAUCACAGCUUGCUGCAAGCAGCGGGGCAUGUCUGCAAGUCAGAUCGCAGAAGAGAUCCGUGCGCGUGUCUACGAGGUCACCCAGCUCACCUGCAGUGCUGGCAUUGGUCCAAAUCGACUAAUUGCCAAGAUUUGUUCUGACAUCAACAAACCGAAUGGGCAGUACCUUGUUCCCAACGAUCGCAGCGCCGUCCUGUCCUUCAUCUCGUCGUUGUCGAUCCGCAAGGUCUCCGGGAUAGGCAAGGUUUCAGAGAAGACAUUGAAGGGGGUUCUUUCCGUCACCACUUGCCAGGAACUGCUGGACCAUCGGGCCAUGCUUUUUGCUCUGUACUCGAGGAUCUCUGCAGACUUUUUUUUGGCAGUUGGCUUGGGAAUUGGUGGAUCCGAGCACCCGAAGGAGGAGCUCAGGAAGGGCAUCAGCAAUGAACGGACUUUUGCUCCGAUAAGCGCAGAAUGCCAGCUCAUCAUGAAGCUGGAGGAGUUGGCGGGCAUGUUGGAAUCGGAUAUGGCGACCGAGGAACUCCACGGCCGCACUUUGACUCUGAAGCUGAAGACAGUGGACUUCGAGGUCAGAACCAGGUCGGUGACGCUGACCACGUACAUCUGCACAAAAGAGGAGAUGAUGCCCCAUGCAGUGAAACUGCUUAAGGCAGAGCUGCCUAUCUCAGUCCGUCUCAUGGGGCUGCGUCUGUCCAACUUCAAGGAGGCCAGGGUCCAAGUAUCUGACAGAUCGCAGAGAACCAUGUCUGAGUUUCUGUCAAGGCAGCAAGAGAACUCGGAGAAGCAGCAGCAGCAGCAGCAGUUUUUAUCGCAUGCCCACGGCAUACCUCAGGCUACUGUGCAAAUUUACCGAAGGCCGCUUGACGGCCGCCCUUUAGAUGUUGUUGGUGUUGGCGAUGGGAGAGCACCACCGGAAGAACAAGUGGCCCGGCAAAGUGGAUGUCGUGACUUGGCUGCAGUAGCAGCGGACCGUCAGAUGGGCGGCGUAGAAGGCAAAAGUGGCAUGCAGUUGUUGCCAGUCACGGAGGAGUUUCCCUGGGAUGUAAUCUCAGCAGCAGAUGUACAGUCGACGUCAGGCGUCAGCAAGGAACAAAUGCAUGUACGACAAGUUGGUGGGCAAUUGACACGACCAUGCACCGAUGACCGAGUCUGUAGUAGUACCUCGUCGGGAGUUAUUUGUGACGCUUCUAGUGUCCGAUCGGGUUCGUAUUGUGUUCCAUCUUGUCCAGUUGAUGUACAAACAGGUGAUAAAAAAAACACAACUUUGGCGGCCAAGAAGAAGCUGGGUGCAGCAAAUGUUGCAGGUGGUCAGAAUAAGAAGGAGGAGGGAAAAUGCGACAGUCACACCGGUCAAAGGAGCCCGAUGCAAGCUGACGCUUCCCCUAUCGAAGAAGAGUUCCCUCCGGGAGGUACAGAUGAACAGUCUUGGGCUUGCAAAAGGUGUACUCUUGUCAAUGGAAGCGAGCAGGGUAGUUGCGAAGUUUGCAGGACACCUAAGCCAGACGUCGUAGUGAAAAGCGGUGGAAAGAGGCCAUCAUCAUCGUCAUUAUCCUCGUUGCAUACUGGCAACAGAGGACAUUCUUUGCGAGCACAGAAGACUCUGAGUUCAUUUCUUAUGCCGUUGUCGGGUCAGUCUGCGGAGACUGCAUCCCCACCUGCGCCUUCGCCAAGGAUGCGGCGAAAUGGGCCCUCCUGUUUUCCUGUUGGCAUGCAUCCACUGCAACACAGUGAUGCUUCCCCCGAUGCGUCUGUGAACGAUCGGGGACUAGGAGGCAUUACGGCCCAUGCUGUGGCAGUGGAAAGGAGGAGGCUCCAGGAUGGGCACUUGAUGACAACAACAGACAUGGAACAGAAUAGCUGCGACCGCACACCCGGAGUUGUUGGUGGGAUGAGAACAUUGAGUAGACAAUAUUUGCCACAAGUGGAAGCAGAAGAGACCGUAAAGCCGGUUGUUCGGAGUGGAGGGAAAGCAGCAGUUGAAGCAUGCUCUGAAACGAAGGCGGCGUCAAGGGACGCAGGUCCAAACAGAGUUCAUAACGAAGCUGCUGGUGAGUCCUAUGAUGUUAGAGAUCCCGAACGGGGGGAGGAGAGGAGAUGGAGCGGUGAUUUGGCUACAGGAUUCGAGAGGCUUGAUAUGGAUGCUGGAGUAGCGAUAGGAGGGGAGGAGUCUUUCGGGGGUGAGGCAGUGCAGAGCGAUGAGUUCUUGUUGUGCAACAAAGACAGAGCGUCUCGUUCAUUUACCACCGUGGACUUAGCGUCUAAAGAACCAAAUCCCAGUAGAAGUAGGGUUCCGGCAAAGGGUGGAGGGGUGGAGCGGGGAGGGAGGGAGGGAAGUGAGGAGCCAGGUGUGGAGGGGGUAACUGGUUCUCAGGAGAUGGAAUGCAGGAAGGCUUGCAUUGCAGUAGCAGCAGAGGCUAGCGGUGAGGGUGCAUCAGCCGUCGUCCAGCAUGAAGAGGACAAUAGCUGGGUCUGUGAAAUCUGUGGGGCAACAGUUUUCGGGGGGCAGCGGGCAAGGGAGGAGCAUGAAGAUUACCAUCUUGCUCUGGAGUUGGAUAAGCAAGAGAAAGAGAGCACAAGAGGGCUUCAUGAAAGGCCACAAUGGCCAGUUCGAGACAGUGCUACGAAGCGAAGGGCGGCGGGUUCUGGUGCGCAAGGACAGCAGAAGGGAGCAGACAUGGUGCUUAAAAAAAGGCAGAGGAAGCAAGGAACACAUGGAGCACAGCCCACAAAAAAAGAGGAGAAGCAGGUGAAACCCUCUGGAGGCCCAAUUGAUGCAUUUCUUUGUAUAGUGAAGAAAUGAUCGUCCUUUCACAUGCUGACGAAGA
Molecule: messenger RNA, 4425 nt
Organism: Chara braunii
Lineage: Eukaryota; Viridiplantae; Streptophyta; Charophyceae; Charales; Characeae
Source: the annotation of a GenBank genome assembly